AUCAGUGUGCGCAUGCGCAGAGGCGGCGGCUCGAUGUACGCAACACCGGCGCUGGGCUGGAGUUUGACGUGGCACUCUCGGCACGCAAUUCAACAUCAGCAGAGGAAAGGACGCAUCGUUUGCCUUCAGGUCACCCUUUUUUGUCCCAGACUGGAACGAAAGACGUAUAACAGUAGGAUGAGUCAGCAAGGUUAUGUUGCCGCCCCUCCAUACUCCCAGGCCCAGGCUGGAAUGGGGGGAUACUCUGCUGGUUUUGGGAACCCCCCACCUCAGUCGCAUUAUGGCGCCUAUGGAUCUCCACCACAGGGUUAUUCCGCCCCUCCGACAGGUGUGCUCAAGCCUCCUGCCUCCUCUCCUUCUGGGAUGCCUCCACCACCAGUAUCCAGCCAGUAUGGUGCUAAUAUUCAGCAGAAUGGGGCCCAUCCCCACAGUUUCCCUCCACCUGUUGCUUCAGCUCCUUCCAUGUCUCCUUAUGGACAGCCUCCUCAAAGUGCUUUUCAUAGUAUGGCACAAGCCCCACCUCCAACUCAACAGCUGACAAAUCAGAUGAGUGCCAUGAACAUUGGAGGAUAUGGCCAAAGGCCCAUGCAGGUACCACAGUCUCCUUCCAGCUCAGCAGCACCACAACAAUAUCAAACAUCACCACCACUAGCAAUGGGACAUCCGCUCCUUUUUCUACCAGGACAGCAGCCGUCCUCUCUUGGAUCUCCUCCACCAAUGGCCACGAUGGGUUCUAUGGCAGCUCCGCCAAUGGGAAUGUCUGGCCCACCUCGACCAGGUGUCCACCAACCACCACUGGGACCCCAAGGCUAUCCACAGCAACCAGGUAGCCCGAUUUCAGGCCCGUAUGGUGCACAAAUGGCAGGGCCACAGUCCGGCGCUUUCCCAGGAGGCUUUCCUGGAGGUCCAGCACAAAUGGCAGGCCCUCCUCAGAAGAAGCUGGACCCAGACUCUAUUCCAAGCACGACGCAAGUGAUUGAGGAUGACCAGGCUAAGAGAGGAGGCCAGGUGUAUGUCACAAACAUCAGAGGUCAGGUGCCUCCACUGGUCACCACAGAUUUCACAGUGCAGGAUCAAGGGAAUGCCAGCCCUAGGUUCAUGCGGUGCACAACAUAUUCCUUCCCCAGCACUGCUGACCUUGCAAAGCAGUGCAAAGUGCCUCUGGCAGCCAUCAUCAAACCCUUCGCCACCGUGCCCAAAAAUGAGACUCCUCUGUACAUUGUAAAUCACGGUGAGACUGGACCAAUCCGCUGCAACCGCUGCAAGGCCUACAUGUGUCCUUACAUGCAGUUUAUCGAUGGAGGACGACGCUACCAGUGUGGCUUCUGCAGCUGCGUUAAUGAAGUUCCAGUGCAGUAUUUCCAGCAUUUGGACCAUAUGGGGAGAAGAAUGGAUCUGUAUGAGAGACCAGAACUGUCUUUGGGCUCAUAUGAGUUCAUUGCCACACUGGAUUACUGCAAGAAUAAUAAGCCUCCAAAUCCUCCUGCCUACAUCUUCAUGAUCGAUGUCUCCUACAACAACAUAAAAAGUGGACUUGUCAAACUAAUAUGCGAGGAACUGAAGACACUGCUUGACCGACUUCCAAAAGAGGAGGGAGCCGAGACUUCGCCCAUCAAAGUGGGUUUUGUCACUUAUAAUAAGAUCCUGCACUUCUAUAAUGUGAAGAGCGCUCUGGCCCAGCCGCAGAUGAUGGUGGUCUCUGAUGUGGCGGAGAUGUUUGUACCGCUUCUCGACGGAUUCCUCGUCAACUUCCAGGAGUCUCGAGCUGUCGUCAACAACCUUUUAGAUCAGAUCCCUGACAUGUUUGCUGACACCAACGAGAGUGAGACGGUUUUCGCUCCGGUCAUCCAAGCUGGUGUGGAGGCACUAAAGGCAGCUGAAUGCAGUGGCAAACUCUUCAUCUUUCAUUCGUCCAUCCCAACAGCAGAGGCUCCAGGAAAACUCAAAAACAGAGAUGACAGAAAAUUAGUGGGUACAGAAAAGGAGAAGACUCUGUUCCAGCCUCAGCGGGGUGUGUAUGAGCAGCUGACUAAAGACUGUGUGGCACAAGGCUGUUGUGUCGACCUCUUCCUGUUUCCCAACCAGUUUGUGGAUAUAGCCACCAUGGGCGAUGUGCCGUCACACACCAGCGGCUCCAUCUACAAGUACAGCAACUUCCAGGUGGAGGUAAAUGGUCCGCAGUUUGUCAGUGACCUCAGGAGAGAUGUGGAGAAGUCCAUCGGAUUCGACGCCAUCAUGCGCGUCCGUACCGGCACAGGCUUCAGGGCAACAGAUUUCUUUGGUGCCAUAUACAUGAACAACACUACAGAUGUGGAAAUGGCAGCAGUGGACUGUGACAAAGCCGUGACGGUCGAGUUUAAACAUGACGACACACUCAGCGAGGAGUCUGGAGCUGUGAUGCAGUGUGCUCUGCUCUACACCACCAUCGGUGGACAGAGGAGGCUGCGGAUUCACAACCUCAGUCUGAACUGCAGCUCUCAGCUGUCUGAACUCUACAAAAGCUGCGAGACAGACGCCCUCAUCAACUUCUUCGCCAAGUCAGCGUAUCGGGCCAUGCUCACCCAGCCACUGAAGACAGUGAGGGAAAUCCUGGUUAACCAGAUGGCUCACAUGCUGGCCUGCUACAGGAAGAGCUGCGCCAGUCCCUCAGCUGCCAGCCAGCUAAUCCUGCCUGAUGCCAUGAAGGUGUUUCCCGUCUACAUGAACCACAAAAACAACUGCAGUGAUAACUCUAGCGUUAUAAUUGUCUUUCAGCAGAUGUCAUUACCUGUGCUGGAUAAUGCUCAUUCCAGGAAGAUCCAUUCAAUCAUCUCCAGCAUUUCACAGCAGAGGGCCACAUCCAUGAAGCUGCUGAUAGUGAAGCAGAAGGACCAAUCAGAGAUGUUGUUCCGUCAGCACCUGGUGGAGGACAAGGGUCUUCAUGGAGGAGCGUCCUACAUGGACUUCCUGUGCUACGUCCACCGUGAGAUCAGGCAGCUACUUACUUAACACACACACACACACACACACACACACACACACACACACACACACACACACACACAGUUAAGUGUGUCACAGCGCACAGCCCUCUUCUCAUAUAACCUCUACAGCUGCCUAUGAUAUAUGACCAAACUCUCUUUCUGCAGUGAGAACUUUCUGCUUUGUUCCUCAGUGUUUGACAUGAGGGAUGCUGGUAAAUGGGUGUUUAGAUUGAACAAAUUAAAAUGUGCCACAUCUCCCUGUUCUGAGGAGCGAUUAUAUUGAGAUCGUCUGAAUGAUUUUCUUAAAUCAUUCCCCCAGAUUACAUUUACCAAAGGGAAACCUUUCUUUAAAUCCUUAAUGCAGCAAAAUAAAAAAAAAAUAAAAAAAUGGGCUCAUAAUGUCUGGAGUGCAAAAUAGUGUUCUCAGAUGAAAAAUCUGUGCAGUUUCUAUUAAAUUAAUAGACUGAUUUGUGACUGGAUAUAUACAGUACAAAACAUGCUCUUUUUCUUUUUUUGACUUCAGGGAUGAAAACAUCACACAAAACUGAAUUCUAGUCAUGUACAAAAAUUGUCUUGCAAUGGAAUCGCUGUGUCUGCUAUCCCAAUUGUUUUUUUUUUAAAGUAACAUCUUUUUCUUCAUUUUUUUACUCAAUGUUAUUUUGCACAUCGUGUUUAUGUUUUGUUUGUAUGUUUCCAAUACUUCAAAAUGUGUAAAGGGAUGCCAAUGCUUUCCAACAUCAUGCCAGUGAUUUUCGCAAGAUGAACACUAGAUAUUCAGGUAGUUAAAAGUUUAACUAUUAGACCUUCAAAGAAAACAUCUUUUUUUCUUUUUCUUUUUUAAACCAAAAUAAUUGAACAUUGAUUAAAAGUGGAAUGUCCCUUUUAUUUUGUUGCAGUUAAUGUCAGUCAUUAUUUGUUAUUCUUAACUUCAUACAGUUUUGCUCUUUGAGACAUUUCCAAUCUGAUAUGUUUUAUAACAUGAGCAAUUAUUAUACUAAAUUUGCCUUUAUUUUUUUCUGACUUUUAAUGGUACAUUGCUGGACCAAUACUGUAUAUUUUCUUACAGUUUGAGAUGGGUUUUAAGAACUCGUAAGCAACUACACCUCAGGUCACAUGCAUCUAGCCUUUGUACCUGUUCAUUAGUGCUUUGGAACCGACACAUAUGUGGUUCUUCGUAUUGAACACAGAAAGGAUUCAUUUCUGGAAGCAGAAGGCAGCCUGUCUUGUACAUUUCAAUAUAAAGCCUUUAUACAGCUGUUUUUGAAUAAAGGUGUAGUCCCUGUUAA
This is a messenger RNA of Sinocyclocheilus anshuiensis, 4249 nucleotides long. Its product is annotated as protein transport protein Sec24D-like. The transcript has 22 exons. Gene Ontology annotation, biological process: intracellular protein transport; COPII-coated vesicle cargo loading; endoplasmic reticulum to Golgi vesicle-mediated transport. Lineage: Eukaryota; Metazoa; Chordata; Actinopteri; Cypriniformes; Cyprinidae. Gene Ontology annotation, molecular function: zinc ion binding; SNARE binding. The record is from RefSeq and is a predicted model, not a curated record. Gene Ontology annotation, cellular component: endoplasmic reticulum exit site; COPII vesicle coat. The coding region runs from base 13 to 2988 and encodes 991 amino acids.